Messenger RNA from Hemibagrus wyckioides, 3793 nucleotides. It is a transcript of the gene rnf207b, whose product is annotated as ring finger protein 207b. Lineage: Eukaryota; Metazoa; Chordata; Actinopteri; Siluriformes; Bagridae. The record is from RefSeq and is a predicted model, not a curated record. The transcript has 19 exons. The coding region runs from base 126 to 2102 and encodes 658 amino acids. Gene Ontology annotation, molecular function: zinc ion binding; Hsp70 protein binding; transmembrane transporter binding. Gene Ontology annotation, cellular component: perinuclear region of cytoplasm. Gene Ontology annotation, biological process: regulation of cardiac muscle contraction; regulation of heart looping.
UGAUUGUCCUGACGUCAAGGCCAGCCCUCUAUCUAGGCAGGCUGACAAACCCUAUGCAUGGCUUUCAUUCCAGCCACAGACAGCAGCUAGGACACCAGCAAGGGGAACCCUGUAAAUUCUAGCUUAUGAACAAGGCUCAUCCUUUCAGAAAAUAUUCCAGUUCCUUCCUGACAUUCUCCGAAAAGACGAAGAACUUGCAAAUGUCUGGAGGAAUCUUCUCUCCUUUGGAUAAACUUUUCGACCCAGACAGUGCAAACUGCCAUCCGCUGGUGUGUCACUUGUGCCGUGAGCAAUAUGAGCAUCCGUGCCUACUGGAUUGUUACCACACUUUCUGUGCCAGCUGCCUGCGUGGUAGAGCCGUGGACAGCCGACUCACAUGCCCCCUCUGUGGGCACCAGUCUGUUGUGAAAGGGGUGAAUGCGCUUCCUCCAGAGGACCGUCUGCUCAAGUUCUUGGUGGAUAAUUCUGCAGACAGCGAGGAAGUCGUACAGUGUGCCAACUGUGACUGGGAGUGCAAGAAACAGGAUGUGGAUGCAAUGUAUUAUUGCAACACUUGCAACCAGCCCCUGUGUGGAAACUGCAGAGAAGCCACCCACAAGGCCAAGAUGUUCUCGCGCCAUGAAAUUGUUUCCCUGGCCAAGCGCACCAAAGAAGCCCACAAAAAGUGUGCCCUCCAUGAAGAACUAUACAUCAUGUUCUCUACGGAGAAGAAGUCUAUGCUUUGCAUCAACUGUUUCAGAGACAUGCCAGUGGAGAGCAGAGCGCACUGCAUUGAUAUUGAGACAGCCUAUAUGCAAGGCUGUGAAAAACUGGACCAAGCCGUUUUAGCUGUGAAGGAACUCCAGACAUCAGCACGAGAAGCCAUUGUUCUCCUGAAAGCUAUGAUCGGAGAAGUCAGGGCGAACGUGGACGAGGAGGAGAGUGCGAUUUGUACCCUUUUUAACAGCAUGCAGGAAAAACUAGCUGAGAGAAAGAAGAUUCUGCUGAAAGCAGCUCAAAGCCAGCAUGAGGAGAAGGAACGGGCUUUUAAAGAGCAGCUGUCACACCUGGCUGCACUGCUGCCAACUCUCCAGGUGCAUCUGGUUACAUGCUCUGCUUUCCUUAGUUCAGCAAAUAAGUUUGAGUUUCUAGACAUGGGUUAUCAACUUAUGGAGAGGCUGAAGAAGAUUGUAAAGCUGCCUCACAGACUGAGACCAUCUCAGAGCAGUAAGAUCAACACGGAGUAUCGAUCGGAAUUUGCCCGCUGUUUGGAGCCCCUGUUACUUCUAGGUCAGCGGCGCUCAGUGUCCACAGCAGGCAGUGUCUCAGGACUGGGCAACAGCGGUGGAUUGCUCCCAUCUGUGACCUGUCACUCCCAAACAGGCGGACAUAUGACUCUAGAUUCCUCAGUGGUCCGAAAGCCCACUUCUCACCGCUACAUCAGCACUAAGGUCCUCUUGGCUGAGGGUGGAGAGAGUCCCUUCAUGGAGCACUGCCGAAAUUAUGAGAACAGCUACAAGAACUUGCAGACAGAAAUCCAGAAGCUUAAAGACCAGGUGCAGGAGACUCACAGAGACCUGACUAAACAUCAUUCCCUCAUAAAGACGGACACCAUGAGUGAAAUCCUGGAUAGGUCUCUGGAGAUGGACAGAGAGAUCUCAUUAGAAUACAAAUCUGUCGAGAUGAUGAGGGCCAUUUUUGAAGAGAUCUGGGAAGAGACGUUCCAAAGGGUGGCAAACGAGCAAGAAAUUUAUGAAGCACAACUUCAUGACUUAGUUCAGUUAAAGCAAGAAAAUUCCUUCCUGACGACUAUCGCUCGACAAAUAGGUCCUUAUAUCCGAUCCAUAGCAAAGGUGAAGGAACGCCUAGAACCCAGCAGGCUCAAGGAGCCAAAGGAGCUUAAAGAUGACCGCACUGAAACCAUGCUGAAACUUUAUGAGGACAGCAGCAUGGAAGCUGAUACCCAGCACAGCAAUGAACUAACAUGUGCCCAUGAAGACUUCUGCACUCUGAACCUUUCCGAUGACUCCGGUCUCAAAAGCAAGGACCUGUACAGGCUGAACAAGCAGAAAUGUACCGCAGACACGAGCCACUGCGUCCCUGUUAAACCACAACUCAGCUGAUUAAGCAGCCCGACAAAUCCCUUGACUAUUUGUACAGUACUUGUGAAAACAAGACAAUAGAUAAAGCACUGCUGAUGUCUAAAAUGCAUUUGAUCUGCUUUAGGUUGUGCUAAUUAAAAUAAAACCAAAACCAAGUUGAACAUAAUUCAGAUACAUAUAUAAUUCAUAGAACACAGUCUUUUAUAUUAAGUGUUUAUUUCAGAGGUUUGUAGUAGUUUUGUAUGCUAAGUGUCAUAAUAAUUGUACAGUUCACUUUCCUUCCCAUUUUUCAUACUGUAAUACUUAUAUACUGCAACUUGCCAUCCUGCUAUACAUGAUUGAAACCUUGAUGUCGGCCAGCGAAUAGAAACCGUUACAGUGGCCAUUCGUCAUAUAGUGCAACAAAUCCUACUUCCUGUCAUCCACUGAAGCUAGGUUAUGUUGAAAAUGGAUGAGUAAAUGGCCCUGAAUGUAUAUACUCAAAACAAAUGCAUUAUCUGAUUUAGUUCAGAUGGAGAAAAGAAAAAAAAAAGAAACAUAUUGACACAAUGAUGAAAUAAGAACAGAAAGAGGAAUCGACCAAAACACAUGCAAUGCAUAGAAGUUGUAGAAACUUGUCCAUGUGUGCUGGAACUAAUAGGGUUUUCUUGCUUACAGACUUCGAGUAUCCAGGGUGCCAAUAAAUAUGGUACAAUCUGUUACAGUUGGCCACUUCAGGCAGAAUCCAAUUAGCUAGCAGACGCUUCUGCCCACUCAACUUAUGCUUGGAUUUUGCCUGUGACACCAAGUCUAUUGCCAUUAAGGUGGCACACAAUAUUUAGGAAAGUUGUUUAUUACAAAUUGUCAGCACUGAGAUCUGCAUGUGCCCAAAACCUGCCUGAACAACGUUAGGAGAAAACAACAAAAACAACCUUCAGAAAUAUCAAAACGUGUAAAACUCCCGACAGGAACAUUACAAAUUCCUCCUUGUCCAUCCUCACAUCGACACAAAUUCUGACCUGUAAUCCCUGAAUGAUGAUGAUUAGUCUUGGAGCAGAACUCAUUGUCAAUAUAAUUUAUUCACAGCACUGCUCCUAGUGUAAAAACAAACUGGAGUGCAUGUAUAUACUCUAUUUUUUAACAGAUAUUACACGUGAUGCUUUGUUGGACAAAGCUGCCCGACUCUACAAAUGUUUACAUGCAGGAGAGUAGAAAAGUUUCCAAUAGAAAAGUUUCCUUUCUGUCUUCCUAUUCUAGGAAAAAGAAGUACAACAAUUAAUAAGAAAGUCUGCAUGUAAAUCUUCCUAGAGUCUACAUCUUAGCUGCAGCUUUUCGUUAGCGUACAACCCCACAUGUACAUGCACUCCAGUUUCCAUGGCAACAAGCUUAACCACACUGUUUGACUGACCAGUGCAGGAAAACAAGCAGUUUUUUUUUUUAAUAACGCUGUAAUUAUGACUACAAAUAACUAAAUGUUUGCUUUUUUUCCUCCCCAUUUUUCCUUACUUUUUGACCGAAAAAGUUUUUUCAGUCACUUAUUUAGCGGCAUCCCUGAUAAAUAUAGACAACUGAUAUUAACUAUAUAAUUGUAUAAUGUGACAGACCCAUUUCCUCGUACUUAAACUUUUCUAAUGUGUCAAUUUAAGCAAAUACUAAUAGAUUUUCAUCAGUGUUUGAUUUGAGAUUCCAAAUAUGAGAUAUCAGAGUUCAAAACACACUUACACAACUGUUCA